AUGAAUACACCGAGCGAUAUCUUUCAGUCGCGUUAUUACAAAAUUAACCGUGCGCUACUCUUGAGUCUAGGGCAAUGGCCCUUUCAGGGGGAUAGGAAUAGACAAGCCGUGUUUGCCACGGUAUCGUUUAUCGGCAUAACGCAAGCCCUUACGCAGGUACUCGCCUUAGUGACACUACGCGACGACCUGGAAGCGACUUUAGAGUGUGUACCACCGCUCAUAGUAGAUUGCGUUUGCAUUGUUAAAUUAACAAAUUUAUGGUGCAACAUGGAGAAGAUCAAAAUACUUUUUCUACACAUACAAAGGGACUGGUGUUCGUGGGCUAUCCAGAGCGAAUUCGAAAUUUUACAUAAGUUCGCCGAGAGUGGAAGAAGUAUAACGAUCGGCUAUGCUGGUGGCUUAUACACGUUCGGCUGUCUCUUCCCGUUGGCGGCGAUAAUCCCGAAAAUAACCGGCACAGCCGUACAGUCCAAUUAUUCGACGCGGCCAAUAGGAUUUCCGUAUCACGUGGAGUACUAUAUAGACCUCGAGAAGUACUAUUAUCCCGUCCUUAUUCACAAUUACGUAACUACUGCUAUUCGUCUCACCACCAUAGUCGCGUCCGACACGUGCGUGACUAUUUUGGUGCAACAUUGUUGUGCAUUGUUCUCAGUAGUCAGGUAUCGUCUGGAGCACACACAGAGGUCCAUUGAACAGGACAAGGAGCUCGUUACGCUCGAAGGUGAUAAGAAAUUUUACAGAAAUUUUGUGUACUCCAUCCAAAAACACGAAGAUGCCCUACAAUUUGCGCAUAUCUUGGAAACUAUCUAUAUGAAGGCCUUCUUUUUGGAAGUUGGCCUGAUCGUCGGGGCUAUGAGCUUCUCGGCUUUACAGGCGGCCAGUGAAACUCUAACUCCAGAACUCGCGAUUCGGCAUGGCGGCUACAUUACCGCGCAGUUGCUACACUUAUAUAUUGCGUGUUGGUUAGGCCAACAAAUAAUUGAUCACAGCAGUUGCGUGUACACGUCGAUUUAUAAAGGUGAAUGGUACGAAUCGUCGUCCAAGUCCAGGAGACUCUUAAACAUGAUAAUGAUGAGGAGCACAUUACCGUGUACAUUAACUGUCGGGAAAAUGAUGGUGCUUUCUCUUCCGACUUUCAGCGCGGUGAUACGUGUGUCCGCUUCAUAUUUCACUGUUUUGCAAUCCGUGCAGUAAUUUAAGUUUUUCUGUUUUAAAAAAGCGUAAAAGAUUAUAAUCGGUGCAAAAGUGAUGUAUACUUCAUUACUUAAAUAAUAGUUAAAAUAUAUUGUCGAUAUUUAUAUAGAAUAAUCAAAGAUAGGAACAUAUAAUUUUUCCCAAUAAUCCUUGGCAAA
This is a messenger RNA of Odontomachus brunneus, 1352 nucleotides long. Its product is annotated as odorant receptor 13a-like. The record is from RefSeq and is a predicted model, not a curated record. The coding region runs from base 1 to 1194 and encodes 397 amino acids. The transcript has 9 exons. Gene Ontology annotation, molecular function: olfactory receptor activity; odorant binding. Gene Ontology annotation, cellular component: plasma membrane. NCBI's taxonomy places the organism in Eukaryota, Metazoa, Arthropoda, Insecta, Hymenoptera, Formicidae. Gene Ontology annotation, biological process: detection of chemical stimulus involved in sensory perception of smell; sensory perception of smell.